ACGCACAGCGUCGAGAAACGCCAAUAUAGCCAUCACCGACAAACAAACAGCCGCAAUACAAAUAGGUGGUCCCACAAGAGAAGCCCACGUGUACCCUGACGCAUUCACUGGGCUGUGAGUUCAACAAAUCCCGAUCAUCUCUUUUGUUACUUCUCUCAUCAUCAUUCAAAUCAUAACGAACUUGUCACAGUAGCCGAAACGCAAAAUCUCCACUCUCACUCUCACUCCAAUGCGAUUCUUUAAUUAUAGAUCUGAGAAGUGAGAUCCAUACGCUCUGGUAUUUUCAAUUUUUGAAAAUGAAGCCCAUCGGAAAUGUGGAGUUCCUCAAAACCUCAGUGAUUCUCAAGAUCUCAGCCUUCUUCGUCGUCGCGGCCACGUUCUUCUACUUGGGCAAGCACUGGUCCGAUGGCUACCCGCAGCUCGUCUACUUCACUACCACGCGCCAAGCCCCUUCGGUCGCAAUCUCACCCAACGACGACAAGCUGUUUAACCUCUCCGCACUCGUCGAUCAGAACCAAACCCUAGCCCUAGCGCCCCCAACUCCGAGUCCGCCUCCGCCAUUGCGGCGGUUCGGAAUCGUCGAUGAAAAUGGAACCAUGUCGGACGAAUUCGAGGUCGGGGAGUUUGAUGAGGGUUUGGUGGAGGAUUGGAGGAACGAGACGAAGACGGAUGGUAGUGAUGGUGAUGGUGAUGGUGAUGGUGGUUCGUCGUCUAGCGUUAGGGUUACGAAGUUUGAGCUAUGUCCGAAGAGUAUGGGCGAGUACAUUCCUUGUUUGGAUAACAAGGAGGCGAUUCGGAGGCUGAAAUCUACGGCGAAAGGGGAGCACUUCGAGCGGCAUUGUCCCGAGGAAGGUCGGGGAUUGAAUUGCUUAGUUCCGGCACCGAGUAAGUACCGGACUCCAAUUCCGUGGCCGAAAAGCCAGGACGAGGUGUGGUUCUACAAUGUUCCUCAUACUCGUCUAGUUGAAGAUAAAGGGGGACAAAACUGGAUUACCCGAGAGAAGGAUAAGUUUAAGUUUCCGGGUGGCGGUACACAGUUUAUACACGGGGCAAAUGAGUACUUGGAUCAUAUAUCUAAGAUGAUCCCUGAAAUUGCAUUUGGUCAUCAUACCCGAGUUGUUUUAGAUGUUGGGUGUGGUGUAGCUAGUUUCGGUGCCUAUUUGCUAUCACGGAAUGUCAUCACUAUGUCCGUUGCUCCCAAAGAUGUUCAUGAAAACCAGAUUCAGUUUGCUCUUGAGCGUGGUGUGCCAGCAAUGGUGUCAGCGUUUGCAACUCACCGCUUGUUGUAUCCAAGUCAAGCUUUUGACAUGAUACAUUGUUCGCGAUGUAGAAUCAAUUGGACUCGUGAUGAUGGAAUAUUACUGCUUGAGGUCAAUAGGAUGCUCCGCGCUGGAGGAUACUUUGUUUGGGCAGCUCAGCCUGUUUAUAAGCAUGAAGAAAUCCUGGAAGAACAGUGGAAAGAGAUGCUUAAUCUUACAACUCGUCUCUGCUGGGAAUUUGUGAAAAAGGAUGGAUAUGUAGCAAUAUGGCAGAAACCCUUUAACAACAGCUGUUAUUUAAACCGUGAGGUGGGAACAAGACCUCCACUGUGUGAUCAAGAUGAUGAUCCUGACAACGUCUGGUAUGUUGAUCUGAAGGCGUGCAUCACUCGACUUCCAGAGAAUGGGUAUGGAGCAAAUGUUACCACAUGGCCUGCACGCUUGCAAACUCCACCCGAUAGGCUUCAGAGCAUACAAAUUGAUGCCUAUACUUCAAGAAAGGAGCUCUUCAAGGCAGAAUCAAAAUACUGGAAUGAGAUAAUAGAAAGCUAUGUUCGUUCUUUACACUGGAAGAAGAUUCGAUUAAGAAAUGUAAUGGACAUGAGAGCUGGCUUUGGAGGAUUUGCUGCGGCAUUAAUGGAACAAAAUUUUGACUCCUGGGUUAUGAAUGUUGUUCCUGUUAGCGGGCCCAACACCUUGCCAGUUAUAUAUGACCGAGGACUUAUUGGAGUUAUGCAUGAUUGGUGUGAGCCAUUUGAUACAUACCCAAGAACCUAUGAUUUUUUGCAUGCAGCUGGCCUUUUCUCUAUCGAGAAAAAAAGAUGCAAUCUCUCUUCAAUCAUGCUUGAGAUGGAUCGGAUACUGAGACCUGGUGGACGUGUAUACAUCCGUGACGCUCUUUCCAUCAUGGAUGAACUUCAAGAGAUUGGAAAGGCAAUCGGCUGGCAAAUCACAGUGCGAGAUACAUCUGAGGGUCCUUAUGCAAAUUAUAGGAUCUUUACUGCUGAUAAACACCUCUUGCGUGGUUGAACUGGUGGAGAUCACCAACCUUAUUGUUUCUUUUCCUGCUGAUCCCUCUGACGGGAGGAUAGGCAACCGGACUAUUGUUUCUCUAACAUGAUGGUCUUAGAAGCAUUGGAAAGAAGAUGAUUAUUAUUGGCAUCAGGUACACUCAGAUCACAUUGUGAUUUAUGAGACUAACCAUGUGUCGGACACACAUGCUGGAAGCAAUAUAUUGGCAGGCAUUUCGACUUAUAGUACUAAAUAUUGGUCCAAUUAACUGCAGCGCGGCAGGCAACUUACCUGUAAAACACCAUACAUGGUACAUCUAAGUUUUUUGAGCUACAACAUUUGUCAUAUUGUUUACCCAGAUAAAAGGGAUUCACGCAAACCUUCUAUAGUUCAUUUGUUUAUGUUCAAUUUGUUGAUUAUUGUGUACACAGGUUCUAAUAUCUGACUUUGACUUUCAUCUU
Molecule: messenger RNA, 2731 nt
Organism: Corylus avellana
Lineage: Eukaryota; Viridiplantae; Streptophyta; Magnoliopsida; Fagales; Betulaceae
Product: S-adenosyl-L-methionine-dependent methyltransferases superfamily protein
Cellular component (GO): endosome; trans-Golgi network; cytoplasm
Molecular function (GO): methyltransferase activity
Source: RefSeq, a predicted model, not a curated record